AUUUCACGUGGAAUCGUAUUAAUAAAGUUUACAUCUAUGAAAACUGUUUGAUGUUAAAACGAAUUGAUAAUCAUGACUAUUGUAACUCUUUUAAGCCGUAAUGUCAAUUUGAGUCAGUUAUCAAAGCUGCGACCGUGUAUUUACGAACAAAAUGUGCGAUUUUUUGCAUCGCCCGCUAAAUUCGCUGAACACAAAUCGUUGGAGAAGCUCAGGAAUAUUGGUAUAUCAGCACACAUCGAUUCCGGGAAAACUACUUUAACCGAACGUAUCUUAUAUUAUACCGGUAGAAUAUCCGAAAUGCACGAGGUAAAAGGAAAAGAUAAUAUAGGUGCAACUAUGGACAGCAUGGAAUUAGAAAGGCAAAGAGGCAUCACUAUUCAAUCUGCUGCCACAUAUACUUUAUGGAAAGAUCAUAAUAUUAAUAUCAUUGAUACACCAGGACAUGUGGAUUUCACAGUGGAAGUUGAAAGAGCUCUACGCGUCUUGGAUGGUGCUAUCCUUGUUCUCUGUGCCGUAGGUGGUGUUCAGUCACAGACUCUAACUGUGAAUCGACAGAUGAAGAGAUAUAAUGUACCUUGUUUAGCAUUUAUCAAUAAGCUGGAUAGAAUGGGUGCAAAUCCAAAAAGAGUUCUGCAACAGAUGCGGAGUAAACUGCAUCACAAUGCUGCAUUCAUACAGUUGCCGAUUGGUUUAGAAAGUAAUACAAAGGGUAUAGUUGAUAUAAUUGCGCAAAAAGCAAUUUACUUUGAAGGAAAUUUCGGAGAAAUUGUGAGGGAAGACGAAAUCCCAAAGGAUAUGAAUGCAGAGGUAAACGAAAAGAGACAAGAAUUAAUUGAGCACUUAAGCAAUGCAGACGAUAUAUUUGGUGAAUUGUAUUUGAAUGAUAUAAAAAUAACUGAAAUAGACAUUAUGAAUGCUAUACGAAGAAGUUGUAUAAAAAAGACGUUUACACCUGUGUUAGUUGGUACUGCCUUAAAAAAUAAGGGAGUUCAACCAUUAUUAAAUGCAGUGAUAAACUUUUUACCAAAUCCAGGAGAAGUAAAGAAUUAUGCUCUUCAAGAAAACUCUGAUGGCGAAUGUACCAAAAUUUUAUUGGAUUCUGCUCGUGAUGAUAAAAACCCUUUCGUUGGAUUAGCAUUCAAGUUGGAAGCUGGCAGAUUCGGUCAAUUAACAUAUUUUCGUUGUUAUCAAGGAAUGUUAAAAAAAUCGGAAUAUUUAUAUAACACAAGAACACGAAAGAAGGUACGAGCGCAAAAAUUGGUUAGACUUCAUGCAAAUCAAAUGGAAGAUGUCACAGAAGUUUAUGCAGGAGAUAUAUUUGCUAUAUUUGGAAUAGACUGUGCUUCUGGUGAUACUUUUGUUAGAGAUUCUAAACUAGAUUUUUCAAUGGAAUCGAUUUAUAUUCCUGAUUCCGUGAUAUCUAUGUCUGUACAAACGAAACAUUCGAAAGAUCGAGAUAAUUUCGCUAAAGGUAUUGGCCGAUUUACUAAGGAAGACCCAACCUUACGUUUCCACUAUGACACAGAUAACAAGGAAAGCAUAAUUUCUGGUAUGGGCGAAUUGCAUCUGGAAAUUUAUGCGCAAAGACUAGAACGUGAAUAUAAUUGUUCGGUUAUUCUUGGAAAGCCAAAAGUUUCUUUCCGCGAGACUUUAGCUGCACCAUGUGAAUUUGACUAUCUUCAUAAGAAACAAACUGGUGGUGCUGGCCAAUAUGCUCGCAUAACUGGAAUUAUAGAGCCUUUACCACCUACGAAAAAUACAACUAUCGAAUUUGUGGAUGAAACUGUAGGAACCAACGUCCCGAAACAAUUCGUUCCAGGUGUAGAGAGAGGUUUCAGAAUAAUGUGUGAAAAGGGUUUUCUCAGUGGUCACAAACUCGCUGGUAUUAGAUUUAGAUUAAUCGACGGCAUGCAUCACUGCGUUGAUUCUUCGGAAUUAGCCUUCUGCCUAGCCGCGCAAGGUGCUGUUAAAGAUGUUUUUGAAGCUGGUAUCUGGCAAAUUUUGGAGCCAAUCAUGUCGGUCGAAGUAGUUGGUCCACAGGAAUUUCAGGGUUUGAUAUUAGGACAACUUACUAAGAGAAAAGGACUCGUAAGCUUUACAGAAGUGGUAGAUGAAUGGUUUACAAUCAUUGCAGAAGUGCCACUUAACGAGAUGUUCGGUUACUCCGCUGAGUUGAGAUCGAGCACACAAGGUAAAGGAGAGUUUACCAUGGAAUAUGCAAGAUAUAGUCCUUGCUUACCGGAAAUACAGGAACAAAUUAUCAGACAAUAUCAAGAAUCAAUGGGAAUAGUAAUUGAAAAAUCUCAGAAAUCGAAAAAUUAAUUAUAGAAUAAACGAAUAUUUCUUGCUUUUAGUGAAAU
This is a messenger RNA of Cyphomyrmex costatus, 2360 nucleotides long. It is a transcript of the gene mEFG1, whose product is annotated as mitochondrial translation elongation factor G 1. Bases 73 to 2322 code for a protein of 749 amino acids. Gene Ontology annotation, cellular component: mitochondrion. NCBI's taxonomy places the organism in Eukaryota, Metazoa, Arthropoda, Insecta, Hymenoptera, Formicidae. Gene Ontology annotation, molecular function: GTPase activity; GTP binding; translation elongation factor activity. Gene Ontology annotation, biological process: mitochondrial translational elongation. The record is from RefSeq and is a predicted model, not a curated record. The transcript is spliced from 9 exons.